AGGAGUGGCGCCCAGCUACGUGAAGAAUCCGAUGAAAUUUUCUGAGACGACUUAGCUUUUACAAAGUCACGCCUAUUGUAGUUUUGUUUGUUCAUCAUAUGCUUUUCAAUCUCCUUUCUAAUUACUUCCCUGCAUGUAUUUGAGGAACCCGAUUGAAUUCCGGCCAUAUCAAAUAUAUGGCUUGAUAGAUGGCUUCUAACUCUCCUUCUGUUAGUACUUCCCCAUCCACUCAGGGAUGGACGUAUGAUGUUUUCUUAAGCUUUAGAGGUCCAGAUACUCGUAAGACUUUUAUAGAUUUCCUUUAUGAGUCGUUAGAACGUAGAGGGAUUCGUACUUUCAAAGAUGACGAUCGACUGGAGAAAGGAGACUGCAUCUCCACGAGCCUAAUAAAAGCUAUUCAAGAAUCACAGUUUUUGAUUGCAGUCUUCUCCGAAGGCUAUGCAUCGUCAAAAUGGUGUUUGGAAGAACUUGCAACAAUGAUGGAAUGCCAUGAAACGUUCAAAAAGCAAAUUGUGGUGCCAAUUUUUCACAACGUGGAGCCUUCAGAUGUCCGGAAACAGGAAGGAAGUUUUGGAGAUUCGUUCAAGGAAUUGGUUGAAAGAUUUGUGAAGGAUGAGGAGGAGGAGAAGGUAAGAAGAUGGAAGGAAGCGUUGAAAAACGCAGGCUAUCUCAAAGGGCAUCAUUUGCAGAAUGACUAUAAAGGAUACGAAGCAACAUGUGCAGAAAAAGUUGCUGCCGACAUAGAUGCUCGAUUGAAUCGAGCAUCUCUAGCCUUUGAGGAGAACUUAGUGGGGUUGGAAUCUAGAGUUAACAACAUUGGUAACUGGUUGAGGUUGGCAACUGAUGAUAAUGAUGAUUUUCGAUUCAUUGGCAUUUGUGGUAUGGGAGGUAUCGGUAAGACAACAAUUGCAACAUGUGUCUUUAACAAAUUUUCGUAUCAAUUUGAUGGAGCUUGUUUUCUUGUCGAUAUUAGACAACAUAAUGUCAUUGAAUUGCAAAAGACCCUUUUAACGAAAAUCUUAAAGGAAAGAUCAGAAGUAAUAGAAAUAAACAAUGCGCAAGAUGGAAUUGGGAAGAUAAAGAGGAGGCUUAAAGAGAAAAAGGUUUUGAUUGUUCUUGAUGAUGUAGACAACAAGUUGGAACAAUUAGACAAAUUAGCUGGAGGUGGUGAUUGGUUUGGUAGGGGUAGUAGAGUGAUUAUAACCACAAGAGAUGCUGGAGUAUUGCGUUCCCAUGGGGUUGAUGAAAAGUAUAUAUACCCAGUACACACAUUGAGAGUGGAAGAAGGUAUUCAACUGUUUAUAUCAUAUGCCUUUAAAAAGAAACCUAAGAUUGGCGUGGAACAACUCUGUGGAUUAGUUGUGCGUUAUUGUAAGGGUCUUCCACUAGCUCUUAAAAUUUUAGGGUCUUCUCUUUGUGGACUAGAGGCUGCUGAUUGGGAAAGCACUUUAGAGGAACUUAAGGACACCCCCAAUGAUGAUAUUGAUGUGAAGCUUAAGAUAAGUUUUGAUAGACUAGAUUCUAAAAACAAAAAGAUCUUUUUACAUAUUGCAUGCUAUUUCAGACACCAGAAGGAAGAACAUGUAAAAGAGGCGCUUAAAAGUUGUAAUUUGCUACCAGCCAUGGGUUUGCGUGUGCUCGUUGAAAAAUCUCUUAUAUCAGUUGAAGAAGGAAAUAUUGAGAUGCAUGAUCUAAUCCAAGAAAUGGGUUGGCGUAUUGCAAGAGAUGAGAAACACAGUAGCAGAGUUUGGGAGUUCAAGGAGGUUGAUGAUGUGUUAUGCGGAAAAAUGGACCCUAAACACAUAGAAUUUAUGUUAUUCCCCUAUACAUGCGGAUUUCGGUGGCAAAAUAUUAGCAAUACCUUUGAAGCUUUGAAGAUACUCAUAGGUAAACGGUCACGGUCGUACGAUGAAGAAGGGGAUAAUAAUUAUCAGCUUCCUAGCAGCUUGAGGUGGCUUCAUUUCCCAGAUUAUCCUUUCAGUUCAUUACCCACAAGUUUUCAUCCCUCUAGCAUGGAUAUGAAUCCAUCGGAGCUUGUUGGGCUUUGUCUGCACCGUAGUUCUCUUGAAAAUUGUUGGAUAACUAAGGAAUUAAAUAAACUUACCUAUUUGGAUCUUAGCUCUUCCGGUUCUUUGCUAAAGACUCCAAAAUUUGAUAUGAUGCCGAAUUUGAGAAGUUUAGACCUUUCACAUUGUUCAAAAUUAAAAGAAAUUCAUCCCUCUGUUGGGCGUCUUGAGAAGCUUGUUUUAUUGGAUUUAAGCCUUUGCUGGCAGCUACAGACGCUUCCUUGCUUCGUUCAAGUUUCAUCUCUUAGAAUUCUUAAACUUGAGUCUUGCUCAGAAUUAGAAAAUUUUCCAGAAAUCCAGGCAAAUAUGCCACUUGUACUGGAGUUGAAUUUAGAUAGAAUUGGCAUUAGAGAACUCCCCUCAUCCAUCGGACGACUACGUGGCCUCACCGAGUUAGGCUUGUGUGGGUGUAAUGAUCUUGUCUCUCUUUCUGAUGACUUAUGUGAGUUGGAAAAUCUUAAAAUUCUUGAGCUUAGAGAUUGUCCCGAAUUAGAGUCAUUGCCAGAAAAGCUGGGCAACUUGUCAAAAUUGGAAGAGCUUCAUAUAAUUGAGACUGCCAUUUUUCAACUCCCAUCUUCAAUAGCGCAGUUGAGCUCACUUGAAUGCUUGUGUUGGGGAAGCAACGAGGAGUUUGAUGACGAGAGAGGUCUCAAAUUUUUGCCUAGUGUAUCAGGUUUGCGGUCACUGAAAAAGCUACAGCUCUCUCAUUUUAGGAUCACCGACGAAGGACUCCCUUCUGAUCUUGGACAAUGCUUGAUCUCAUUGGAAUAUUUGAAUCUUGAGGGAAGCAAAUUUGAUUAUUUACCUGAAAGUUUCGGUCAACUCCCUCACCUUCAAUACCUUGACCUCAGAGAUUGUGAAGAACUUGAAAUGUUGCCAGAACUCCCGAAAACUAUAAGAGAACUAUAUAUGCAUUCCCAUUUUGUCUCUGGAAACAAGUCAAUCAACAUAGCUAUGUUUGCAAUCAAGUACCCCAAGUUAUAUUCAAUCUCAUUCUCCUCUUGCGGUGAUGCGUAUGAUAGGUUCAGAGGUGAAACCUUUUUAGUCAAGGAGACCAUUCAAUUUCCAUUUCACAGAAAGACUCCUUUUAGUGUUAGCUAUUCAAGCAAGGAGUUUGAGGAGCCUAUGAAUGAUCGUUACCCCUUCCUGAGAUCAUUCCAAUACCAACGCUUCAAGUCAAAUAGGAUCUGCUUUGAUCUCAAUCCUUAUUGGUAUAGUACACAAUUUGGGGGAUUUGCUGUAUAUUUUGUCUCUUAUCAUGAUGAUAUGUGGGAACCACACUCGUACGAAGGCUUUGAUCGCCAUACUCGUCAUUGUGUGUUUAAAGCAAAACUAUCAUCACAUAAUGAUAUUCAUGAAGAUCUCAAAAUAAAAUGUGUGAUAGCCGGAUCAACUUGUUAUAACGACAGAGCAAUUUGCUUUGUCUACGUACCAUUUAGUAGUUUGUGGCCUGAAUCUAAACCUAUAACGGAAGCAAGUGAUUAUUCAAGAUUCGAGGUGGAACUAGUGAAUUUGAAAGCUUCUGCAGAUUGGGGCAUUAAUUUAUUGUAUAAAAGUAGGUAUACUUUUCCUUCACUAGAAGGAGCAAGAGAGCAUAUGGGUAAUUACCAUAGGAGUGAUUCAGAACAAAGUAAUGAAGAAGCUCCAUUGUUUGAAGAGACCCCUGUGUUGUCCACUCAGCCUGAGCCAGUUGUGCGCAAUCAAACAAAAAGUUUAGCUAAACUAUUUAAGAGACACGAAGAAGAGAAUACGAAGGCGAAUGUGGAAAUGUGGAAGGAAGAAUUGAAAAAGGAUGGCGAAAUCUCAGGGUAUCAUCUGCGGAAUGACUUUAAUGGGUUCAAAGCAAAAUGUGUCGAAAUAGUUACUCAUGACGGAUUUAGUCAUCUAUUGCAUUAUACCAUCCUUAAAGACAAUUUCGUGGGAUUGGAAACUAGAGUUGGCUAUGUAGGUAAGUUGUUGACACAGGAACCUGAUGAUGUUCAAUUCAUUGGGAUUUUGGGUAUGAAGGGUAUUGGCAAGACAACAAUUGCAAUGGUUGUUUUUCACAAAUUUUGGAGCCAAUUUGAUGAAGCUUACUAUCUUGUUGAUGUUAAGGAACAUAAGAUCACUGAAUUGCAAGAGGCCCUUUUAGGUAGAAUACUAAACAAGAAGAUGGGAAUAAGCAAUGAGGUUGAUGGAAUGAAGAAGAUAGGGGGAUUGCUUGGAAGGAAAAAGGUUUUGAUUGUUCUUGAUGACGUAGACCAGGUGGAACAAUUACAGAAAUUAGCUGGACGUCGAGAUUGGUUUGGUAAGGGUAGUAGAGUGAUUAUAACCACAAGAGAUGUAGGAGUAUUGCGUUCACAUGGAGUUGAUAAAAAGUAUGUAUAUAAAGUACAUACACUGGAAUACCAAAAAGCUAUUCAACUGUUUAGUUGUUAUGCCUUUAAAAGUGAAAUUCCUGCUACCGGUUUUGAACUACUCUCGGAAUUGAUAGUGUAUUAUUGUAAGGGUUUUCCAUUAGCACUUAAAGUUUUGGGGUCUUCUCUUUAUGGACUAGAAGUUGAUCAGUGGGAAAGUACUUUAAAGGUACUCAAGGGCACCCCCAUUGAUGAUAUCCAUGCAAUACUUAAGAUAAGUUUUGAUAGACUAGAUUCCAAAAACAAAAAUGUCUUUUUACAUAUUGCAUGUCUUUUUAGAAAUGAGAAGAAAAAAUGUGUAAAAGAGGCUCUUAAUGCUUUGCAACCUGGAUUCCUUGGUAUGCGUGUGCUCAUUGAAAAAUCUUUUAUAUCAGUCGAAGAUGGAAUAAUUAAGAUGCAUCAUCUAAUCCAAGAAAUGGGUUGGCGUAUUGCAAGAGAUGAGAAACACAAGAGCAGGGUUUGGGAGUUUAAGGAGGUUGAUGAUGUGUUAUGCGGAAAAAUGGACUCUAAACACAUAGAAUCUAUUGUAUUCCCCUAUACAUGCGGAUUUCGGUGGCAAAAUAUUAGCAAUGCCUUUAAAGUUUUGAAGAUACUCAUAGGUAAACGGUCAUUGGCGUACAAUAAAGAAGAAGAUACUCAUAGCAAUGCCUUUGAAGUUUUGACGAUGAAUAAUUAUCAGUUUCCUAGCAGCUUGGAAUUGAUUCAUUUCCCAGAUUAUCCUUUCCCUUUAUUACCCACAAGUCUUCAUCAUCCCUCUGGCAUGGAUGACAAUCCAUUGGAGCUUGCUGUGAUUUCUUCGCACCGUUGUUCUCUAGGAAAUUGUAGGAUAACUGAGAAAUUAAAUAAACUUACCUAUUUGAAUCUUAGCUCUUCUUGCUCUUUGCUCGAAACACCAAAUUUUGAUAUGAUGCCAAAUUUAGAAAAGUUAUACCUUUCAUGUUGUGAGAAAUUGGUAGAGAUUCAUCCCUCUGUCGGAUAUCUUAAGAAGCUUGUUUUAUUGGAUUUAAGUUAUUGCUGCAAUCUAAGGAGGCUUCCCAGAUUUAUUCAAGUUUCAUCUCUUCAAUUUCUCAAACUUGAGUGUUGCCAAGAAUUAAGAAAAUUUCCAGAAAUCCAGGAAAAUAUGCCACUUGUACUGGAGUUGAAUUUACGCGGCAUUAGGAUUAGAGAACUCCCCUCAUCCAUUGGACGACUACGUGGCCUCACCAUGUUAUGCUUGUGUCAGUGUGAAUAUCUUGUCUCUCUUUCUGAUGACUUAUGUGAGUUGGAAAGUCUUAAAAUUCUUGAGCUUAGAGAUUGUGACGAACUAGAGUCAUUGCCAGAAAACUUGGGCAACUUGUCAAAAUUGAAAGAGCUUCAUAUAAUUGACACUGCCAUUUUUCAACUCCCAUCUUCAAUAACGCAGUUGAGCUCACUUGAAUGCUUGUGUUGGGGAGGCAGCAGUGCACUUGGUAAGUUCAAGAAAGAGAUAAGUCUCAAAUUUUUGCCUAGUCUAUCAAGUUUGCGCUCACUGAAAAAGCUACGGCUCUCUGGUUUUAAGAUCAUCGACAAAGGACUCCCUUCCGAUCUUGGACAAUGCUUGAUCUCAUUGGAAUAUUUGAAUCUUGUGGGAAGCAAUUUUGAUUAUUUACUUGAAAGUUUCAGUCGACUCCCUCACCUUCAAUACCUUGACAUCACAUAUUGUGAAAAGUUGCCACAACAACUCCCAGCUACUAUAAGAGAACUAUAUGCAACUUCUAAUUUGGCUUCUGAAAGCAACAUGGCCAAGCUAGCAAUCAAGUACCCAAAAUUAUAUUCUGUCUCAUUCUCUCUUGAACAUGUUGGUGAAGAGAUAACUUUUUCUGCUGUGGGGUUAGCUAGGAAGUUUGCUCAUGCGCCUUUUCAAAUCAUGCGAAACUCUUCUUUCAUUGUUACCUAUCCUAUUCAAUAUUGUUCAACCGACAGAGAUAUGACGGAAUGGUUCAAAUAUUCAUCUUAUCAUUCAAAUAAGAUCUCCGUUAGUCUUAAAUCCUCCUGGUUUAAUCAAAGCUUUGUUGGAUUUGUUGUGUGCUUUAUUCUCAAACCAGGUGAUAGUAGUAUAUGGAAAUUAUGCCCAGACGGUUUUCCUUUUAGAUAUGGUGAGGUCAUAGCCCAGCUGGUACACAAAGAUAAUGAACAACUUCUCCAAACAAAUUGUGUGAUUGGCAGACAAGACCAUGAGUGCAAUGAAUUCAUGGAUACUGAAAUUAUAUGUUUUGCCUACAUACCAUUUCAUAGUCUGUUUAACAACGAAUUGAGCGCUACCCCCAGUGAUUAUUUGGUAUUUGAGGUGGGAUUUGGGGAUGCUGCAUCAAAUGCUUUAACAGAUUGGAGUUGUGGUUUGUUAUAUCAAAAUGAUGAAUCAUUAAGUGAAGCAAUAUGGAGCAAAACUAGUUCCCAUCAUAAUGGUGAUUCAGUUCCAAAUGGAGCCAAUCUAUGGGAGUUUACUAAAGUUGUAAAUCAAGUUCAAUGCCAAAUGGUUUCCAUGCCAGAGUGCUCUGAUACUAAGGUUGUCCGCCUUCUUUAUACAAAUUCUGGUGGUGGCAUCUUGGCUCUUAGCUCAAAUGGUAUUCAAGAACUAUGGAAAUGGCCCAACAAUGAACAAAAUCCAACCGGAAAGAGAUGGACCCUGAGCAGGUGCCCACCCUGCACUUGCUCCAGGGUCGGCCCUGAUGAUGUGGUAGAUGUCAACCUCGAAAAAGUAGCUCCUUGCAUCGACCUCUACAAGAAUGACUCUUAUAUUGUGUCAGCCGUUGGUAGAAAGGUUUCAUUCUUUAACACCAUGACAUUUGAGGUAAUGACAACAUUCCGGCCAUAUGCUACACCAACUUUCUUAGUUGUCUAUCCUUAUAACAAUAACGUUAUUGCAAUUGGUACGGAGAAUGGGACCAUAAUUUUAUACAAUGUUAGGGUAGAUGAGGUCAAGGUUCAAUUGUUUAAAGGUUGGUGUAAACGUAUCACUGGUCUAGCAUUCUCUACUACUGACCCUAGCAUUCUGGUUUCAUCGUCAGCUGAUGCCAAGCUUUGUGUAUGGGACAUUGGUUGUGGAUGGUGUGACAUAAGAUCAUCAGUUCGCAUCAGAUCAUCAGGUGACACACAUGUGAUGUUCCAUACUGACCAACUCCACUUAUUAGUUACACAUGAAACUCAAUUGGCAAUAUAUCAUAUAUCCAAUAUGAAACGCAAACGUCAGUGGAUCCCACAAGGCUGCCUCCCUGCACCAAUCUCUUCUGCUACAUACUCCUGUAAUAGCCAGCUAGUUUAUGCAUCCUUUAUUGAUGGGAAUAUUGGAGAAUUUGAAGCAAAUAACCUAACAUUGAGAUGUCGUAUUGCUCCGUCUGCUUAUUUAUCUCAGCCCGUAUUGAAUAGCGAGGGUGUAGUGUAUGCAGUUGUGAUUGCAGCGCAUCCACAGGAACCCAACCAACUCGCAAUUGGAUUGACAGAUGGGUCUAUUAAAGUCAUUGAACCAUUGAAAUCUGAAGGAGAGUGGGGAAUAUCUCCCCUUAUUGAUAUUGAAAUUCAAAAUGGAAAAGAAGGUGAAGAUGAGGGAAGGGGUGAAUCACUUGAUGGUGACGAAGUUGUUGAAGAGUAUGAAGCAAACGAAAGUAAUGCAGGGCAUGGUGUUGAAGUUGCAAUGUCAGAACAUAAUGAUUCAGAACAUGGUGCUGCAGAGGCUGCAAUGGCAGAACAUAGUGCUAAAUCGCCUAUUGAAACAAGUGUUUGUAAAACUGUAUUUGAGGCACCUAAAGUUCAGACUACUGAGAAGAGAAAAGCUCAUACACAAUCAUCAGUAGCUUUCUAUAAAAGGAAAGAGGGCGACAUUUUUAUCAUAUCAGAUCAACAAGUGAAUGAAGAAGAUGAUGAUGAAGAAGAAGGAGGAGAGGAGGAGGAUAAGCAAAGAAAGAAGGCUCGUCUCGAUAAUAAUGACAAGGUUCCAGAAGAUAUAAUAAUUAAUUCAGGAAAACAAAAUAAAGGAAAGAAUGAGCAAAAUGAUGGGCGUGGUGAACUAUUGGCCGCCAAUGUACAACCUCUGUUUGUUGAUGAUGAUGUCUUCCAGUGUUUAGGGAACGAUUGCAAAAAACUAUACGAUUUGCUAAGAGAAGGGACUAUGGAGUACAAUAUGGAUUGCAUUGGCGUGGAGUUAGAUGCUAAUAUCUUCCACCAUACGAACGUGGAACGCAUUUUUGUGGUGAUAAAGGACAUUAAAGACUUGUUUACAAUGAAUUGGCUUGAUGUAUCUGUAAUACAAGUCUUUAUAAUGUAUCUUUAUCAAUUGUGCAAGGAAUUUGAAGUUAGCUCAAUUGGAUUUAUGUGUCCAACACAAAUAGCAAAAGAUAAUGUUGACAGGAAUUCCAAAGUUGUUAUGGCAUAUCUUCGUAAUACCAUGUCCAAACUUCAAGAUAAGACAUUCAUUUUAGCACCGUACCAUCAAGUAAAUCAUUGGUUGCUGUUAGUGAUUUGUACUAGUGCAAGAAUGGUAUAUGUCUUAGAUCCUAUGCAAUGUGACCGUGACUUAGAAAUCAAGCCGGUGUUGAAUAUGGCAUUCCGGACUUUUACGAAUCAACAGGGACAAAGAGCAAGAUGGAAGAAUAUUAAGUGUCCUCGUCAACCAGGAAAUUCUGAGUGUGGAUACUAUGUUAUGAGGUAUAUGUAUGACAUAUGCAAAAAAUAUUUUGCCAACACUUUGUUGGAUGAGGCAUUUCAAGAAACUGAAGCAUAUUCCGAUAAGGAAAUAGAUGAGAUAUGCAACAUGUGGGCAAAAUAUUUUCUAAACGAGUGUGUAUAGUUUGAAUAUAUUAUAAUUGAAUGUAUUUAGCAAACUAUGAUUGAUUGUAAUUUCUUUGUGUUGUGGAUCAAUUGCGGUUGUGGAUCAAUUGCGCAGUUCUUCCAUUAUUAGCUUGUGUAAUACUGACGCACAAUUUAAGAUAAGUUAUGAUAAACACAUAAAAGGUAUUAGCUGUCU
Messenger RNA from Ipomoea triloba (trilobed morning glory), 9440 nucleotides. RefSeq lists its product as uncharacterized. The transcript has 28 exons. NCBI's taxonomy places the organism in Eukaryota, Viridiplantae, Streptophyta, Magnoliopsida, Solanales, Convolvulaceae. The coding region runs from base 189 to 9263 and encodes 3024 amino acids. Gene Ontology annotation, biological process: defense response; proteolysis; signal transduction. Gene Ontology annotation, molecular function: ADP binding; cysteine-type peptidase activity; ATP hydrolysis activity. The record is from RefSeq and is a predicted model, not a curated record.